AUGGUGUGGAGCAGUGUGGCGGAGGGACCUCCAGACCGGUCAGGAUUCCGCUGCGUGCGUGAACGCGCUGCCGGGGUUCUCCCGGAGAAUGUGGGGAUCAAAGGGAUGGACAUCAAGGUGACCCCACCCCCGGGCCUUGGGGCAGAGCGGGUGCCACGGGCCGUGGGCGUCCAGAUGCGGGUGGACCUCCUCCGGAGCCUGUUCGGGAAGGCCACGCAACAGGGUCUGGACUGCUACAUCAUCGACAACAACGCCUUCAUCCUGGUGUCCGCCAGGCCUCAGGAGACAGGACGAUUUCUGGGGCAGGUGGACGGUGCCCUCAUGGCCCAGCUGCUGGACAUGGGUGUGUUCAGCCAGGUGACCAUGUACGACUACCAGGCCAUGUGCAAGGCCCCGGCCCAGCGGCCCAGUGCCGCCCAUCCCCUGGCCAGCCCGCUCUCCGCCUGCCUCGCCGUGGCUCGCUGGCUGAUGCAUGAGCUGCUGCUGUCCCUGCUGGAGUGGAGCUCCUGGGGCUCCUGGCUGGACAGAGGGGCAGAGGCGCACAAGCACAAGAAGCAGGACGUGCUGCACCCCUGCGACACCGAGUACCCGGUGUUCGUGCACCAGGCGGCCGCGCGCCAGGCCAGCGGGGCCAUCCCGUGCGGGGCCUGCUGGAAGGCGUUUGCGAUGCAACAGAUCCCCCGCAGCAACCUCCUCCUGCUGGCCACUGACCCGGACUGCAGCUGCAGUGACUUCCCACCCAUCCUGCGGGAGGCCGCGGAGGUCAGAUACAACGCCUCGGUCAAGUGUGAGCGCAUGCGCUCCCAGAAGCCCCGGCGGCGCCCGGACGCCUGCCACGCCUUUCAUCCCGAGGAGAACGCGCAGGACUGCGGAGGCGCCUCGCACACCUGGCCUUCGCUCCCGCUGCUCCUGCUCACCACGUGGGGCUGGCUGCCGGCGCCCUGGCUGCUCUGA
Messenger RNA from Dipodomys spectabilis (banner-tailed kangaroo rat), 954 nucleotides. It is a transcript of the gene Cacna2d4, whose product is annotated as calcium voltage-gated channel auxiliary subunit alpha2delta 4. The coding region runs from base 1 to 954 and encodes 317 amino acids. Lineage: Eukaryota; Metazoa; Chordata; Mammalia; Rodentia; Heteromyidae. Gene Ontology annotation, molecular function: voltage-gated calcium channel activity. The record is from RefSeq and is a predicted model, not a curated record. Gene Ontology annotation, cellular component: voltage-gated calcium channel complex. The transcript is spliced from 12 exons.